ACCCACAAAACACGACUAGGGUAAAAGACGAGUGUUCUAUCACAAAUGAUAAGAACGCACUUCAGAUGCAGCUUAUCAGCGUAAGAGCAACGACUGACAAAUAUCUCAUGGUUUACACAGUUUGAAAGGUAGUUGACAAUAGUGAACAUGGCAGACAUGUAUCAACUGGUGCUGGUUUUAGCAUUAACAUGCCUGCUAUCAAGCAGUGUUAACACAACUGACACAAACUAUAGACUGAAUACCCCGAUAGUACCAUCCCAGUACCAGAUACUGAUCACACCAUACUUUGCUACGGGUGAUGCAAACCAGUUCACGUUUGAUGGUACAGUCAGCAUACUGUUCAAAACUGCAGAAAUCACAAACCAGAUAAAACUGCAUUCUGAAGACUUGACUAUUACUCCUGAUAAUGUAGUAGUAGUUAUCUACAACACAGGAGCGACUAUAGGAGUUACCGCUGCGAAUGGCCUUGAAUUUAAUACAACCUACACGUUUGCUUACAUCAAUUUGGAUAGCAGCUUGGAACCGGGAGUUGAUUAUGUUUUGCAGAUCAAGUAUAAAGGACCGAUUAGAAAGGAUCUGAGUGGAUUUUACAGGAACCAUUAUUAUGAGAAUGGUGUUACGAAAUGGCUGGGUGCUACCCAAAUGGAGCCAACUCACGCGAGGAAGGUAUUCCCUUGUUUCGAUGAACCAGAGCUGAAGGCUACGUUCAUAAUCGCUAUUGAUAGACCUGCUUACUACCAGCCAUCAUUAUCUAAUACUGAAAUGGAAAGGAGAGAGACUUUGAGCAAUGGCUUGAUAAGAGAGAUUUUCUACCCUACACCAAGAAUGUCAACAUAUCUGGUAGCGUUUUUAGUCUCCGAAUUUGAAGCUGCUGCAUCCAGUCUAAACGGGACCCAAGAAUUUGGGGUCUACACUCGACCAGAAGCGAAGAAUCAGAGUACAUACGCUUUUGAAUUUGGAAAGAAAGUGGUAGAUGCUUUGGGCGGGUAUUUUGGCAUCAAUUACUACUCCACAAAUAAUCGUUUGAGAUUAGACCAUGUAGCAUUGCCAGAUUUUAGAGCAGGUGCUAUGGAAAACUGGGGUCUUAUUAAAUACAGAGAGGCCUUAUUACUCUACGUUCCUGAAGUGUCAACUCCUUACUUCAAAUACCGGGUUGCUCAAAUUGUGGCCCAUGAGACCACUCACAUGUGGUUCGGCAACCUCGUCACCUGCCACUGGUGGAGCAACACUUGGUUGAACGAAGGAUUUGCCAACUACUUCCAGGAUUACAUCACUGCCUUCGUGGAUCCAGAAGUAGGUUCAGAGGACAUGCUGGUGACAGGAUCAGUAUACAGCGCUUACGAUGCCGACAAUAUGGCGUCUUCCCCGCCAAUAUCAAACGUCAAUGUCAAUUCUCCCGCCGAAAUUAGUGGCCAUUUUGGAACCAUCACGUACCAGAAGGCGGGAUCAGUUAUCAGAAUGAUGCACCAUUUAGUUCAGGAUAAUGCUUUUAGACACGGAUUGAAUUUCUACUUGAAUAAUAAUUCAUUCAGUUCUGGCUACCCAGAGAAGCUUUACCAAGGCUUGCACGAAGGAGUAUCAGCUUACAACGCUCUGUCUUCCUACCCUGGUGCUAAUAUUGCUGACGUCAUGAGCUCUUGGAUCACACAGGCUGGUCAUCCUGUGCUGAAGGUUGAUAUCGAUUAUGAGACUGAUACUGUUACUUUGAGUCAAAAACGUUACUACUUCAAUUCGUCCGUUGCAUCAACUGAAAUCUACAAGAUACCUAUAACGUAUACGACACAAAUGUCUCCAGAUUUUAAUGACACGAAGCCUGUGUUCAUUAUGGAGAACAAAACACAUGUGUUCCAAAUAGCCAAUAUAAGUAACGAACAUAGCUGGGUCAUAUUCAACGUGCAGGAAACGGGCUUAUACAGGGUCAACUACGAUGAUCACUCCUGGCAAAUUAUAAUAUCAGCUCUGAAAAGCAACGACAGCAAGAUCAUCCAUCAUUUGAAUCGCGCUAAGAUUAUAAACGACCUCUUCGCCCUCGUAUAUGCUGAUGAAUUAUCCUUCUCAACGUUAGACAGUGCUUUAGGCUCUCUUUCUUUAGAGUCGGAUUACUCCGUAUGGUAUGCUGCUCUGCGGGGCUUCAGCAAGUUGUGGCAUUAUUACCAAGGCGAUGGUGAAACUUUGCCUUACCUGGAGCAAUACAUACUACGUUAUUUAGACAUUGGAAUAUCAAAACUGGGUUAUGAACCAAAGAGUACCGACAGUUUUGAAGAUCUGAGGAACCGCAUGCAGCUUUUGGAGUUUGCUUGCAAGUUGGGCCAUAGUGGAUGCGUUGAGAACUCCGUGGCCUUAUUCAAGGGUUUAAGACAAAAUGGCACUGAGGUGUCACCGAGCCUCCGACCUGUGGUCUACUGCACUGGCUUGCAUCAUGGAGAUGCAGAAGACUACGAGUUCUUAUGGAACCGCAUGCUCAGUGCAAACGUGGCGAAUGAAGUGUGGGUCAUAGGAGACGCUUUGGGGUGCACCUCUAGUGAUACUAUGAAAGCCAGAUAUCUUCUAUCAGUAACAUCGGAGAAUACUCCGAUAAGGACUCAGGACCUCACAGUGCCGCUGACCAGUGUUCUAAGGACUUACGAAAAUCGCCACAUCGUCAUGAAUACUUUGCUGUCCAACUAUACGCAGUUUAGUUCUGUAUUCGAACCAAUGGAUACGGUUUUAAGCACCGUGGCUUCAGUCCUGCACUCGGAAAAUGAUUUUGACGAGUUCGAAUCGUUCCUGUCAGCCUGUACCGAAUGUACUGAAAGUGCCAAAACUGCUGCAAGGAAGACUCUAGAACAAUCCAAGUCUUCCACUGUUUGGGCCAAGAACCACAAAGCGGACAUCUUGAAUUCCAUCAAGAGCUUUUCCAAUAUGGCCGUCCCGUCAACCAUUUUGAUUAUUUUAGGAUUAGCUGUACUGAUGUUUACUGAAUAUUAAUUAUUUUUCAUUUAUUUUCUUAAAAUAUAAUUGUUUGUAUAUUUGUUAGUUGUUUAAAAAAUAUUUUUAUCGAAUUUAAAACAAUUUGGAAACCUUUUGAAUUUUGAAACGGUUUUAUUUAUAUGUAUUUAUAUGUUUUGUUUAAUACCUUAUUUUAAUUUCAGAAUAGUUUUUUUUUUAUAAUUAUGUAUUUUGUUUCGUUUCAUAUUGUAAAUUACUUUCUAUGUGAAAAAUUAUUGUAAACAUUGUAAUAAGUUUUUUAUAAAGCAGUAUUUAACGUAUAAGAAAUUAGAAUAUUAGUUUAGUUAUAAGCAGAAAGAAGAGAUUCUUCUCCACUAUCAUGUACUUAUAGGUAAGUAAAGAUUAAUCGUGUAUAUUUAAAACAGUAUCUGUACAAUGUACAUAUUUUACUAUAAAUAUAUCUAUUUUCCGUA
Molecule: messenger RNA, 3401 nt
Organism: Helicoverpa armigera (cotton bollworm)
Lineage: Eukaryota; Metazoa; Arthropoda; Insecta; Lepidoptera; Noctuidae
Product: membrane alanyl aminopeptidase
Exons: 15
Coding region: 148-2967 (939 amino acids)
Biological process (GO): proteolysis; peptide catabolic process
Cellular component (GO): cytoplasm
Molecular function (GO): zinc ion binding; metalloaminopeptidase activity; peptide binding
Source: RefSeq, a predicted model, not a curated record